ACCUGAGCAAAGCCACUCCUUGUCCAGAGUGGCUCAGAGAUGGUUGACUAGCUGAAGCAAGAGCAGCAAAAAUAGACUUUUUUCUCCUGCGUAUAUGCACUCUUGAAGAAAAUGUGGCCUAGGAGCAUAGUGGUCCUUCUUCUGUUCUGCUAUGCAAGACCCUCAACUGGAAAUGGCCGUGUGUAUUUCAAGUCCAAAAACUUUUACAACGUUCUUCACUGGGAUCCUGUGGAGCCAGCUUUUCCAGGCCAAAAAGUUCUCUAUAGCGUGCAGUACUGGAGGGGAGAUGAUCAGAACUACUUGAUAAAAAAGGAGUGUCAAAACAUCAGCAGCCUGUCAUGUGACCUAACUGCAGAAACCCCAUCAGUGUAUGACGUUUACUACAGAGCUAAAGUAACGGUUAAUGGGAGCUGUCAUGACAUCACCACCUUCUUUAAACCCUUGAGAGACACUGUCCUUGGUCCACCACUUUUGUCUAUUCGCACAACAGCGUCCACCCUGCAUGUCAACAUCACUGUGCCAAAGGGGCCAAAUGGAAAAUCAAUUCCAAAUAUCAUCAACUCCACCAAAAACGCUGUGCUGGAGUACACCUUAAAAAUAACCCGUCCACAGUGGGCUGCACAGGUCGUCAAAAGCAAAAACAACUACUUUGACAUCAACUUAAAGUACAACGAGUCAGUCUACUGCGGCUAUGUGGUUUACAAAGCUACUCGAGAAUGGGGUCGCUCAGACAGUGAGAAUGCAUCCUUCUGUGAAACUCUGCCAGAUGAUCCUCAUGUACCUUUUCUGUGGCCUCUCCUGGGUGCUGCUGUUCUGGCAAGCAUAGUCAUAAUAUCAGCUGUGUGUGUGCGCAACUAUGUGAAGGGUGGAGACUCAGUCAUGAUAAAGACACCGGUAAUAUCCCCCAACGAAAGCAAAGUUAUGGAAAAUCCAGAUAAGAAUCUCAGGCUUUCUGAAGUUUUUAUGAAGGACACAAACCAAAUAGUUCACAAAAAAGACAAUACAUCUCUAAACAGUGCUGAGAACUCUCCGUAUAGCGCGCAAAACCCUGUCACAAGUGCCCAGUCUUCUGGGAGCUACGCUGCGGUUGGAGUCCAGCACCAGGAUUUGCUGCUUUCUGUGAAAGUAGAAAGCAGCGAAGAAGAACCCCAGAUGGAAGUAGGAAUUGUUCAACCAUUUCCUUCAUAUGCUGCACCACAACUACCCAACUUUAAACCAAGUUGGAGUGAUCCCGAGCAGCAGCCACUGGUGCUACAAACUGUAAGAGGCAUCGAUGGACAACUACAACUUGCAUUUCAACUAGGUAACGCAGACAGGAAGCUGCUCUUAUCAGACGUAACCUGCCAGGAUGGACCGUUUAACCUUUUUGAAAGAAUAGACAGUUUAGAUGGGAGAGAUUCUGGCUGUUAUGAUAGCAUGGUUAACACACCAACCAGCUUAUACUGCAACACCAGUUACUCUUCCGAAACAACGGUUCCUGAUUUUCAGCAAGAAUGUCAGACCACGUUUCCUGGUGAUGCCAUAUUUCAAUCAGGAUACAAACAAAACUGGAUGCCUGAAAGGCCACAUGAACCCAUCAACAUUCACAGACACUUGAACCUUCAUUAGUCAAGAAAAAACACAAAGAGGACAUUAGGAGACAUGAAGGUCAGGUGUGAAAAGGAAAUGACAAACUUUCCUACAACCAUAAGAACAUUUGUCCAGAUUUUACUCUAUAAAUCCUCCCCAGCAAUAUCCGUCAAGGACUGUUUCCUCCCCCCUAGCUUUUUUAAGCAAAGAGUGGUGGAAGAAGUUGACCAGAAAAAUGGGAACUAGAAGGAAAAUGUAGAACUUUGAGAAAACCAGCAGAUUUGCAUGAAAGUGCAGAUGGUUAUGUAAAAGCAGUUCUGUAUGUAAAUUUUCACUCCAUGUGACAAAGGAUGGUUUGUAGUGUUUCUCAUUAUUUUAUAUAUUACUAUUUAUAACUUGUAUGCCACAAAUAAUGCCAAAACAUAUGCAUGUACUAUGAAUAUAUGUGCCAUUGCCACAACUACAUAGAGAUUUGUAGAUCUGGUACAUUGUGACUAAUUUCCCAACUCAGAUUUCUUUAAAGUUUGUCCUAUUUCCAUUUGAACAAAUUCUGAUUUCUCUUGAAACUAUGAUUAACUCAACACCCAAAAGUCAAAAUAUUUCUUAUGAAUUUUUAUUAAUUGAAAGGUAAGACUUUUCUCAAUUUGUGUCACAUAUCUACAAAUGCAGUAAAGUUCUCCAAGUUACGGAAUAUAUAUCUGGUAUGUCAUUUACUCAUCUCACUAAUGUUUUUACACAACUCAAAAUGUAGUUGUGCACCGUUUCACAAGAAAUUUGUAACUAGAUGAAUAAUUCACUUAUUCUAACCAUGUAUAAAGUAUCAAGUAACCUUUUUGUCCUCAUGGAUCAUUAUUUAUAUAAUGAGGAGAGGAGAUAUCACCGUGUGUGUAUGAGAGAGCAGUCAGUCUGACGGUAAACACAAUUUCACUAUUUUGAAACUGAGAAGACAUAAUUACAGAGGUAGCAUUUUUAGCUAGCGUGGUAAAAACCAGUCCCUUGCUCUUUGCUUCAUACAGAUGGCCGGAACCCUCAGAUAUUGAAAGACGACUUCUUGUUGGAGCCAUGUGUUCUGCUGAAGUUUUAAACAAUUAGAUCUCAUUUUACACAGAUAACAUUUGACCACGAUGUAUGUAAUGUGCCAGCUCAAUCAUGAAGAAAGCUAUGCUAUGAAGCUUACCUGAAAUUGUACACACUGUAAGCAACCAUCUCCCUCUGCAAAGAGAAAAUCGCUAAAUAUCUUAGAGUUCCUUUUUCUGACUUUAACUGCUCAAUAUUUAGAAGUGUGAUCAACAUGGACUUCCUCCGCUGCCAUUGCCAAACUCCAACCGUAGACAGACUACAAUUCUAAAACAACCCAGAAGUUUAAUAUCAUUGUUCGAAACUACUUUCGUUUGCGGAUUGGCUAGGAUGAAAUGCGUCCUGAGGAAUUGAGCUCAGUUGGAGAAAUCCCAGACAGAGCACUGAAGGAAGAUGAGAAUCCAGGGAAAUUAUAUUGGAAGGCAAAUUUUAAGCUGUCUUUACCUCAGUUAACAUUACAAACAUUAAACAGUCUCCCUACACAUGCAGUAUUCCUCCUCCUUACUAAGAACUACUCAAAAUAAAGACAUUGAUUUUUAAUUACCUAUGUUUCGUUACAGAUGGAGUUGGACAAAAUUGUCACCAAUUUCCUAGGGCAUCUUUACUAUAUACCAUUCUAGGAAUUUAUGUAAUAGUUUUAAAAUACAUGUCACUGUUAUUUUACCACAAUGCGACCAUCAGUCUGAAAGUUUUCUGAAAACAAACCUCGCUGUACUAUUGUUCACCUAGCCACAAUGUAUCAUUUGUCAGAGACAUAGGAAAAUCUGUGUUUUCAGUCUUUUGAAAUAGAUGGAAGAUGAAACUAUAAACUAGAACAUUUUCCUCCCAUCAUAUUUCAGUAUUAUCUAUGAUGCAUAGAAACUCAUACCUUACUUUGUGUCUUGAAAUAAGAAAAUGUUUUUCAAACUUGUUUUAAAUUUGUACAGAUUGUUUGCCGUUCUUUUAGUGAAGGAAAAAAUAGCCUGUGCCACAAUAAAGUAAUAUUAGUAGGUGGUGUCAUGGCACAGUAUAAGCCACACUGAUAAGAGCUUGGCUUUUAAAAGCUUGAGUGCAAUCUUUUAUGUACAGCUGUAAAGUAAUAAUGUGAGGUGUGUUCAGAGUGAUACGAGUAACUAUGUACAAAAUGAUAAUGUAUAUCUAUCGCUGUACAAAAUGUCACGUUGAUUUCUCUUGAAUGUCUGUGUUGUAAAGUUAAAAUUAUGAGUGUAUAUGUAUAUAUAUAUAUAUAUGUGUGUGUAUGUAAACUUCCUUUACAUAAAUGAGAUUGUCAACUGCGGAGAACAAUAAAAUGUGAAUACUG
This is a messenger RNA of Poecilia reticulata (guppy), 3946 nucleotides long. Lineage: Eukaryota; Metazoa; Chordata; Actinopteri; Cyprinodontiformes; Poeciliidae. The record is from RefSeq and is a predicted model, not a curated record.